Molecule: messenger RNA, 315 nt
Organism: Lactuca virosa
Lineage: Eukaryota; Viridiplantae; Streptophyta; Magnoliopsida; Asterales; Asteraceae
Source: the annotation of a GenBank genome assembly
AUGGUCGGGCAAACACAAGGUGCUUGUAUAGAAGAGGAGAGAAAGGCACUACUCCAAAUCAAAGCCUCCCAUAUGAAGUCGUAUGAUUCCAAUGUUGACCAUUUUCUCCCUACCUGGGUUGAUUAUGGUAGUAGAACCUCGGGGUAUGAUGGUGGUAACUGUUGUGAUUGGGAGAGGGUCAAAUGCAACACAACCACCGGGCAUGUAACAGAGCUUUCAUUUUACAAUUUAAGAUGGGUGAUAGACGAUAAUAUGGAGUUCGGGAACAAGUCGUGGCCAUUGAAUGUCUCCUUUUUCUUCAUUUUAAAGAGUUGA